UUUUGUACCUGAAAUCCGAUAAAUAUGGCUCGACCCUGAAAUAAGAAAUGAAAUGCUCAUCGAGCUUUGAACUGAAGACUUAAAAUCAAUUCUUGGGACACUAUAAUGGGGAUUCUUCCGAUAAGUCAAGUCGGGAAUUUUUGCAAGCAACUGUAAAAAGAAUUCCUACUACAUAGUCCAAACGAUAAGGAACAUCCUAUCUCUUUUACUCUUGAUAAUCUUUCGACUUGUGCAAUAUAGUAUAUACUCUAGGAUAACCUACUUUGACUAGAAAUUUUGCAUGCUUAAAAACCUUUAUUUGCUACUUUUGACUGCGGCAUUUUUGCAGGUAAUUUUUGCCGCAACAUUAAAUAGAAGAAAAAACGAUGACGACUCUAGCAGUAGCGCCAGUAAUGCUCAGCUGGACGAAGAAAGUGAGGAAGUAAAAGUAGAGGGUGCUCUUUUAGUUGGUGCUUCUGGUGUCCUUGUACCCGAUGCAUCUGCCGACCAUCCUAUCAUCGUCUCCACCCUUCAUGAACAACCAUUAUGUAAACCAAACCAGACGAUCCAACCUUCUCGCUCCCUCAAAGUAAUGGAAGGUUAUGAAAUGAUGGUUCUGACAAAUAAAAUCAAAGAUCCCAAGAAGAUGGUUAUCGACCCUACCAAUCAUAUCCUCGUCAUUUCUCCAGAAGAGGGUCUAAUUUCUAUUCGUACCGACAAAUGUGGUAAUGCUGAUAUUAAGAACAUUUUACAAAAAGAUAAAUUGGAGGAACCGUUUGGCCAUGGGUUUGCUGUUUACAACGGAAAUUUAUUCGUGGCUACUACCAAUUCCAUCUAUAAAUUCCCUUACAGUGAUGGUCAACAUUCUGAAUUACAGGAAGGUAUCAAAAUUAUGACGAAUAUUAAUCCAGACGAUCCAUCGGCUCAGCCUGAUAUUGCUAUCGAUCCUUUUGGCUAUGCAUUCGUUCCUCGUGCGGUAAGUGAUCUUCAUGACAAAUCGGAUGCUUCUCAUGCUGUUAUCAAGAAGUUCAAUAUCAAAAUGAUUCCUGAAAAUGGAUUCGAUUUCGAAACUGAUGGUGAAAUCCAAGCAGUGGGUACUAAUACAUUUGGAUUAAUGGGCUUUGAUACGCAAGCAAGAUUAUGGGGUUUGAAUGGCAUCCCUCAAUCCACUAUUCAACGCGCUGAUAUUGCUGGCAAUCACAACCUUGCUACAUCUGGUUUGGCAGAAGAAUUAAACUUGUACGAAUUCCCUCAAUCAAAUUAUGGCUUCCCAUAUUGUAUGACUGAAUAUAAUUUAGAAGGCGUCUCUGCUGCUUCAAAAGGCUUGGGUGCACAAUGGGCUCAUCCAAUGUUUAUGAAUGAGUCUGUGGAAAUGGAUACCUUCUGUCAACAGUCUGUUAACAAUAUUGGACCCUCUGUUCCACUUUCCAGCAACUCGAUUGCUACCAGUGUAUUGUUUUAUAUGGGAGAAUUCUGCUCUGUCGGAGACGAAGAAACGCACGGUACAUCCGUAGGUCUUCCUUGUGCCUGGACUGAUUCGCCUAUUCUUGCUAAUCAUGGUCUUCCCGGCCAAUCAGCUGGUCACAGUGUAGUUCAUUACGUUUUUGAUGAUCUUGGACACAAGCCUCGGUGGGAUUUGGACCCUGAUGUCAUCUUAAAAGAAGAGAAACCAUGUACUGAAAGUACCUGCUUUUCACCUUACGGUUUAGCGGUAGAUAAGUAUGGUCGAUUAUUGAUCAGUAGCGACGAAACAAAUGAGAUUUUUGUUAUCUCACGUAUCUAUAACGAAAAGGCUGUUGAAUUAUUGACAAAGAAAGCAGAGGCCGAAAUAGCCGGAACUGACGAUGACUCUGGGGUGAGUAGCCAGAGCGAAGGUGGAGAAGACAGCUCAGAAGAAGAGUGAUAAUGCAGCUAGUUGAUAUUGUCAAAUAACAUGCUCGAAAUAAUACAGCAUGCCCCGGUUUACAAACGUAGAUUUCUGAUAGAAUAAACAAUUAGAGCUUAUUGAAUGACUAAAAUGCUUUUUUGUGGAUCGCAUUAUGUUUCUUCCCUUUUUUCUGUCAUUCGCACACAGUUAUAGGAUGUUAGCAAUUUUGUGUAAUGUUCC
Molecule: messenger RNA, 2086 nt
Organism: Mycotypha africana
Lineage: Eukaryota; Fungi; Mucoromycota; Mucoromycetes; Mucorales; Mycotyphaceae
Exons: 2
Coding region: 281-1882 (533 amino acids)
Source: RefSeq, a predicted model, not a curated record